CGGAGGGCAAUGGCUUUCUCAGCGCCAGACCAACCAUUCGAGAGCCCGCGGCUGGGAUCUGCAAGAACAAAACGCCGAGGGGAGCAGGGAAACGGAGCGGGUGGUCGCGCGGCCGCGGGGGUGUCGCGAGAGCCGCCGGGGUGUCGCGAGAGCCGGGGCGGCCCCUCGGCGACGCCGUAGGCCGGGCGGGCCGGGCGCGCUCCGCUGGGCCGGCGGUUUGGGCGGGCUUGCUUGGGCCGGCGAGGGCGCGGGGCUCCGGGGCUCGGGGCUCGCCCCGCCGCUCCGGGCAGGCGCGCCGAUGGCGUUUCUGAGGUGACGCUGCGCACACCGGCUCUCUCCGGGGGCGGAGGAAACACCUAUGAACCCUUCGGCCUCCUUCCUGGCCGGGCGCCAGAACAUCGGGUCAGAAGUUGAGAUUUCCACUAUCGAGAAACAACGGAAAGAGCUGCAGCUGCUCAUUGGAGAAUUAAAAGAUCGGGACAAAGAGCUCAAUGAUAUGGUCGCGGUACAUCAGAGACAACUUCUUUCAUGGGAAGAGGAUCGGCAGAAAGUGUUGACUUUGGAAGAACGUUGCAGCAAACUAGAAGGUGAACUACAUAAAAGAACUGAAAUAAUCAGGUCACUCACAAAGAAAGUAAAAACCCUUGAAUCUAACCAGAUUGAAUGUCAAACUGCUCUUCAAAAGACUCAGCUACAGCUUCAGGAAAUGGCUCAAAAAGCAACCCACUCUGCUCUCCUCUCUGAGGACCUUGAGACCAGAAAUGAAAAUCUCAGCAACACAUUAGUGGAACUUUCUGCUCAGGUGGGACAGUUACAAGCUCGGGAACAGGCUCUCACCACCAUGAUUAAGCUCAAGGACAAAGAUAUCAUUGAGGCAGUCAAUCACAUUGCUGACUGUUCAGGGAAAUUUAAAUUGUUGGAGCACGCUUUACGCGACGCUAAGAUGGUGGAGACUUGCAUUGUGAAAGAAAAGCAAGAUUACAAGCAGAAAUUGAAGGUACUUAAGGUCGAAGUCAAUAAACUGAAAGAGGAUCUAAAUGAAAAGACAACAGAAAAUAAUGAGCAACGAGAAGAGAUCAUACGCCUCAAGCAAGAGAAAAGUUACCUGCAUGAUGAACUGGUUUUUACUGCAGAGAGAGAAAAAAGAAAGGAUGAGUUACUCGAUAUUGCAAAGUCAAAGCAAGAACGCACGAACACAGAACUGCAUAAUAUGAGACAGGUACGUGCCCAGUUGCCCUGCUCUAGUUGGUGGGGAACAUUUACAGACAUCACAUUAGCUGAAGUGUAUGCCAGAUGCCACCAUAGCAGAGACAUGUGUUUAUCAGACCUUGAAAAUAACCACCUUAAAGUCGAUUUUAAGAGGGAGAAAAAUCAGAAGUCACUGGUUAAGGACCAAAAAUUUGAGACCACGUUGGUUCAGCAAAAUAGGUCAGACAAGAGCUCUUGUGAUGUGUGCAAAGAGAAGCAGCUACAGGUUAAUACUUCAUUUGGGGGAAAAAGUGUAAUUGCUAUCUCAUCUGUAUUUGCAAAAGACUUAGUGGAGAAACAAAAGUCUCGGUCUCUGGGAGAAAAAAUGCAGACUGAACCCGAAAACAAAAGUACGUUUUGCAAGAUCCACACAAAAUCACCCAAGGGUGAUGGAAUUGGGGUUCAGAACGAAGAGAAACAACCCUCGGAAACAUCAACAUCUGUGUCUGAUGAGAAGUGGCAGGACGUCGGUGUUUACCUGGGCCUGGCCAGCGGUCCUGGCUCGAAACCACCAGAAAAGCUGGAUGUUGAAUGUCCAGAUCACAUGGAAAGGUCUGGCGUCUCAUGUUGCCACAAAAAUGAAGCCUGUCUGGGUGAAAGUGACACGUGGGAAUCCAAGUGCUGCCACCCGAGCAACUUCGUAAUUGAAGCCCCGGGCCACGUGUCCGACGUGGAGUGGAUGAGCAUCUUCAAGCCUCCUAAAGUGCAGAGGGUCGUCCGCCACAGAGCUGUGUGCACUUGUUCGGGCAGUGCCAGUGGGACCAGGUACAGCUCCUCGGCGAGUGAGCUCAUUGCCAUCCAGCAUUCCCGCUGCUUGGGUUCUUCAAAAUCUGCCGUAAGAGAGGACGAGAAGCUGAUGGAGACAGAGUCCUCUCCUGAAAAACAGAACUUGUCUAAGAUUUUGUUAGUCAACAAAGAUGCAGCGCUGCCCAGUGAAAAGGACGAUUUUUCUCCCACAAGUAAGCUGCAGCGUUUGCUGGCGGAAUCUCGUCAGAUGGUCACGGACCUGGAGCUGAGCACCCUGCUCCCCAUCAGCUCUGAGAACCUCAGCAGCAGUGCCAAAAAAAAUGGAGAAGUCUCAGAAGAUUCAGCUGAAAAGAACACCCUUCUCAGUAACUGAAGAAAACAGUUGUUGCCUUCAGUAUUCCCUGUGAUCGUGGAAGCCGAUUUCUCAUCCAUGUGGAAGGCAGGAAGCAGACAUCCAUACCUAAUACUUAACCUUGAAAACAAAAAGAGGGCUGUAAUCCUUCAUAAACAUCAUCUAAUACCAAAGAGGAGCAGAAACUGAAAGUUAAUUGUUAAACAUCUAUAUUUUGUUUGUUUUCAGGUUAACCAUUUUCACUGUGUAAGAAAUUAGACCUUCUUGUAUGUUAUGUAUAUAAUACGUAAACUUGGGAUUAUGCUGAGAGAGAAAAGAUAUUCUCCGUAAAGAUGCAGACUACAGUUAAAUACCAGAGGAGCUCUUUAAAAGUGUGAACAUCAAAUAGAGAAUCCCUGCUUAUAAAAUGCUAUUUUAACUAUCUGAUUUAAAAAAAAAAAACCUGUGCAUUAUAUUUAAAUUAUAAACCAGUAGCCUAUCAGAGUCAGCAACAAAUAUAUGAGAAAUAGUAUCCUCCUGUGGUUUUGGCCCCGGACUUUGCUGUGUAAAUAGACAUAAAAUGAUAUGAUAUCAAAUAUUUUUAACUGGAAACUGUCUCCUGGUUUACUGACAGUUGAGGUCCUUCUGUCCCAAAAGCUGAGUGGAGCCCAUCUUGUCUGAGUCAGUGGUAGUCCUGUCACCUUAUACAAGCAAAAGCUUGCUGGAGGAUCAAGUUUUAUGUGCAUUUUUUUUUAUCGUUAAAGACUAAAACACUUCUAUUUUAACUUGUAAAUUAAUUUAAUUUUUUAAGGAAUAUACUAUGUGCCUCUCUGUCCCUUCUAAGAGAAUGGAUCAGCUUCAGU
Vicugna pacos (alpaca) is the source of this 3189-nucleotide messenger RNA. The record is from RefSeq and is a predicted model, not a curated record. NCBI's taxonomy places the organism in Eukaryota, Metazoa, Chordata, Mammalia, Artiodactyla, Camelidae.